Messenger RNA from Drosophila persimilis, 1279 nucleotides. RefSeq names its product DNA repair protein XRCC3. Lineage: Eukaryota; Metazoa; Arthropoda; Insecta; Diptera; Drosophilidae. Gene Ontology annotation, molecular function: ATP-dependent DNA damage sensor activity; four-way junction DNA binding; ATP binding. Bases 222 to 1268 code for a protein of 348 amino acids. Gene Ontology annotation, biological process: telomere maintenance via recombination; resolution of mitotic recombination intermediates; double-strand break repair via synthesis-dependent strand annealing. The transcript has 4 exons. Gene Ontology annotation, cellular component: replication fork; Rad51C-XRCC3 complex. The record is from RefSeq and is a predicted model, not a curated record.
CUUUUGCUAUGUUUGGCCUACUUUCAAAGACAGCUGAUUUCCCGAUGAAAGCCGGCAGUCUCAAAUCGUGGGGUCGGCAAUGGUUUAGGUUUGCUUGAUCAAUAAAUUAUUCGCUGCCAAGGAGAUAAUUCCGCAGGUGUUGAGACGAGACACCUUCCGUGUCGGGCCGCACGCAAAGCAGCACCAGGCAUGCCAUCACACUCGCUCCGGGCUUCGCAGCGAUGACAAACUUUUUGGAUCAAUUGCCUAAGCAUAUUAGGGAAAUUGCGGAGAGCGUCAAUGUUCUCACGCCAGAGGCCGUGUUGACGACGCCCAGGAUCAAGUUUCUGGACACCCGCACCAAAUCACUUUACACGCUGGUGCGUAAGUGCACGCCGGACGAUGUCCGCGUGCUGAAGGAUGCGGCGGCCAAGUGGCUAGCGGAGACCCCGCUGUCAGCCGAUUCCCUGUUCAAGCCACUGGCCAAUGUCAAAUGGUCACGUGUAUCUUUUGGCUGCUCUGCCCUGGAUCGCUGUACGGGCGGAGGCGUGGUCACGCGGGGUAUAACCGAAAUCUGCGGGGCCGCCGGCGUGGGCAAGACACAACUGCUACUGCAGCUCGCGCUAUGUGUUCAGCUGCCACUGAAACUUGGGGGCCUGGGCAGGGGAGUGGCCUAUAUAUGCACAGAGGAUGCCUUUCCGGCGCGCCGUAUGCUGGAGAUGAGCAAGGCCUUAGAGGCGCGCUACCCCCAGGAGCAACUGAACUUUCUGGGAAACAUUUUCGUCGAACAUCAGUACGAGAGCCAACCCCUUAUCAACUGUGUGAGCAAUCGUUUGCCGCGUCUGCUGCAGCAGCACAGCAUUGGAUUGAUCAUCAUCGACUCCGUGGCUGCCAUCUUCCGGCUCUAUACGGACUUUCUGGAGCGUGCCCGUCAAAUGCGCCGCCUGGCCGAUGCCCUGAUCAGCUAUGCGGACAAGUACAACUGUGCCGUGGUAUGCGUCAAUCAAGUGGCGUCCAGUGGCAGUGGCUUGGCGACCGGGUCGCUGCAGGAUGAAGUACCCUGCCUGGGCCUGCAAUGGGCGCAUCUGGGACGCACUCGCAUGCGCAUUUCGCGGGUGCCCAAGCAGCACCGGGUCACGGAUCAACUGCUCACAGUACGAAAGCUUGAGGUUGUGUACUCUCCCGAGACGCCCAACAGCUUUGCCGAAUUCCUGAUCACCUCGGAGGGUGUGGUGGAUGUGCCAGCAGAACUCCCCGCCCGACCACCGGCCAAAAUGCGACGCCUGUGAUUCAUUGAAUU